UCCUCCCGCGCUAUGAUGGCCCGCGCGGAGCCGCAGGGGCGGCGGCCCGGAGUCGGGAUAGGAGUAGUGGUGACUAGCAGCAGGCAUCCUCGUUGCGUACUCCUGGGGAAGAGGAAGGGGUCGGUUGGAGCCGGCCGUUUUCAACUCCCCGGGGGCCAUUUGGAGUUCGGUGAAACUUGGGAAGAAUGUGCUCAAAGGGAAACGUGGGAAGAAGCAGCUCUUCACUUGAAAAAUGUUCGCUUUGCCUCAGUCGUGAAUUCCUUUGUUGAGAAAGAAAAUUACCAUUAUGUGACGAUAUUAAUGAAAGGAGAGGUGGACAUGACUUAUGAUUCAGAACCAAAGAACACAGAGCCUGAAAAAAAUGAAAGUUGGGAGUGGGUUCCGUGGGAAGAAUUUCCUCCACUGGACCAGCUUUUCUGGGCACUGCGGAGUUUAAAGGAACAAGGCUACAAUCCAUUUAAAGAAGAUUUAGAUCACCUGGUAGGGUACAAAGGCCAUCAUCUCUAGGGGAAGAAGAUAACCUCAAACACUUUGAAAAGACAACAUAGGGUUCUAUGAAAGCAUGAAAAAUAUCUGCAUUUCAGAACAACUCCAUUUUAUGUAAAAAGUUCCAUAUACUUACCAGUUUAUUUUCUGCCUCUUAAUAUAUACCCACCACCCUUUCAGCCAGUACUUGUGAAAAAUUUGCUGGCAUUAUAUCAUGAAUUGCAUUUCAGACUCAGAAAAUGUGAUAAAUGGUGAUAUUGUGGCAAUUCUGCUUUUUGUAUUUUUCUGUGAUAUUUACUGUGCAGUUUUUCAUUACUAGCUUGAAUGGCAUGGAGGGCAGUGGAAUUUACCCUCGUGUUUCAGUUCAAAUAGAAAUCCUAAUUCAGAUGCUAAGAUAGUAUGCCUGUGGCAGAACUUAAUCAGGUUUGUUGAUUUUCCUCGUCUGUUUUAUUUAAAAUAAAGUUUUUGGUACUAUAG
Hyaena hyaena (striped hyena) is the source of this 963-nucleotide messenger RNA. RefSeq names its product nudix hydrolase 15 (gene NUDT15). The record is from RefSeq and is a predicted model, not a curated record. The coding region runs from base 13 to 507 and encodes 164 amino acids. Gene Ontology annotation, biological process: dGTP catabolic process. Gene Ontology annotation, molecular function: 8-oxo-7,8-dihydrodeoxyguanosine triphosphate pyrophosphatase activity. NCBI's taxonomy places the organism in Eukaryota, Metazoa, Chordata, Mammalia, Carnivora, Hyaenidae. Gene Ontology annotation, cellular component: cytosol. The transcript is spliced from 3 exons.